Messenger RNA from Striga asiatica, 986 nucleotides. Lineage: Eukaryota; Viridiplantae; Streptophyta; Magnoliopsida; Lamiales; Orobanchaceae. The record is from the annotation of a GenBank genome assembly.
CCCAAACCCGCACACUCCGUUGCCCUAACCCUGAUACCAUCUUCUUUAUUUAUACAGAAAAUCAUAAAACCCUCUCACUAGUCCACUCCCGUCCCUGAAACUUACGCAUUAGAGAGGUUGAUCUAUUGAUUACUGAAGAAAAAUGGAGGGCGCAGUAGUUACAGCAGCACCCAAUCAGCUGCCGGUAGAGAAGAUUCACAGCGAUGUUAUGCUCUUUAACCGCUGGUCCUACGACGACGUUGAGGUCAAGGACCUUUCUGUUGAAGAUUACAUAACAGCAACAGCCUCCAAACAUCCGAUCUACAUGCCCCACACGGCCGGAAGGUACCAGGCCAAGCGGUUCAGGAAGGCCCAGUGCCCCAUUGUGGAGAGGCUGACCAACUCUCUCAUGAUGCAUGGUCGUAACAAUGGCAAGAAGAUGAAGGCUGUCUCCAUUGUCAAGCACGCCAUGGAGAUCAUCCACUUGUUGACUGAUGCUAACCCUAUUCAAGUUAUUGUUGAUGCUGUGAUCAACAGUGGGCCCAGAGAAGAUGCAACCAGAAUUGGGUCGGCAGGUGUUGUUAGACGUCAGGCAGUUGAUAUUUCCCCUCUUCGACGUGUGAAUCAGGCGAUAUACCUUCUGACGACUGGUGCUCGGGAAAGUGCUUUCAGGAAUAUUAAGACUAUUGCUGAAUGUCUUGCUGAUGAGCUCAUCAAUGCUGCAAAAGGUUCUUCCAACAGCUAUGCCAUCAAGAAGAAGGAUGAGAUUGAGAGGGUCGCCAAGGCAAAUCGUUAAGAGCCUUAUUAGUCAUCAUGAUCAACAGUUUCAGUUUUUACUUCAGUUUUAGGAUGUUGGAACAUACUGGGAGUUGAGGUUUUAGAUUAUGUUGUCAUGGACCUUUUGUUUAGCUAAAUUAUCAAUUGGAUCUGUUUUCUUCAUCAUGAAUUAUAUAUGUUUUGGCUGCUGAACACCUUUUUGGAUAUUAAUAUUUUGUUUAUUGCGGUUU